AUGUCUCCUACAACCGCUGUAGUCUUGGGAGAGCCCCACCAACUCCCCAAAACUGAUCAGGUCCUAUUUUGUGGCGAUUUCAUGACAAUUGCAAAGCCUGUUAUUUCCAUUAACGUGGAGACCGGUGCCACGGAGAGAUUCGUGAGGACAAUCCAGAAGGGUUUGGGAUUGCAUAUGCCUGGUGGUGGAAUAUACGGGGUCGACCUCCACGCUAAUCGGGCCACUUUGCCAUUCAUCAAAGGAAACAUGACGUACACUAUCUCCGGCAACAUUGCUCCUUAUACCGGUCAAAUUGUCCCCAACUAG
Messenger RNA from Puccinia triticina, 306 nucleotides. RefSeq lists its product as uncharacterized. The transcript has 2 exons. The record is from RefSeq and is a predicted model, not a curated record. The coding region runs from base 1 to 306 and encodes 101 amino acids. Lineage: Eukaryota; Fungi; Basidiomycota; Pucciniomycetes; Pucciniales; Pucciniaceae.